This is a messenger RNA of Hansenula anomala, 3077 nucleotides long. It is a transcript of the gene ATH1, whose product is annotated as alpha,alpha-trehalase ATH1. Gene Ontology annotation, biological process: trehalose catabolic process. The transcript has a single exon. Gene Ontology annotation, cellular component: fungal-type cell wall. Bases 1 to 2979 code for a protein of 992 amino acids. The record is from RefSeq and is a predicted model, not a curated record. NCBI's taxonomy places the organism in Eukaryota, Fungi, Ascomycota, Saccharomycetes, Phaffomycetales, Wickerhamomycetaceae. Gene Ontology annotation, molecular function: alpha,alpha-trehalase activity.
AUGAUAACACUGUCCAUUUUAUUACCAACAAUCCUAGUGCUCUUUUCAGUAUUCUCAACCGCCCUGCUGAACACCACAGUCCCAUUAUCCCAAGAUGAAGAUUCCAAAUGGCUGGAGAUAUUCCAGAAAUCACAAAAAUUGUUCAAACAAGUUCCAGACUCUCAUUAUGCAUUCUAUGAUGAACAACUGAACGUUUUGGGUACAAGUUACUUCUCAAAAAAUGUUUAUUCAAGACAAAGUUAUGUUUCAAAUGGUUAUAUUGGUGCAAGACUUUCCACUUUAGGCCAAGGUUUUACCUAUGAUCAAAUGAAUAUUCAUGCCAAUUCUGAAGAUGAAGAAUUGUUAUUGAACGGUUGGCCUUUAUUCAAUAAACGUUAUACUGGUGCUUUUGUCUCUGGGUUUUAUGAUUUGGAACCUGAACUACCAGAAACCAACUUUCCUGAAUUAUAUGCAAAUGGUUCCGAUAGUGUCAUUACUUCAAUACCUUAUUGGGUAAAUCUUAAGUUGAUUGCUAAUCUUGAUGGUGAAGAAUAUAGAUUUGAUCCAGAAUUCACUUUACAAAGUGAAGUGUCAAAUUACAUCCAAAAUAUGUCUUUACAAAAUGGUAUUGUUUCCACGGAACUAACUUGGUUGGAUACUAUACAUGUUAAGAUCGAAGUUAUUGCACAUAAGCAAAUCGUCCCCUUGGCUAUGGUUAAAAUGGAACUAUCUGCAAUUGAUGAUGAUAUUGAUAUCACUUUGCAAGAUGUUUUGAACUUCACAACUUCACAACGGGGAACCCUCAAAGAUAUCGGAUCAGAUGACAAAGGCAUAUACAUUGAAGUUUCUCCAAAGAAUGUGGACUAUUCAUCAGCAGCUAUCUAUUCCAGAUUGGAUAUCAAUGAUACGAGUUACCAUGUUGAAAAUGGUACAAGUGCGAUUAAUGAAGCUGCUUUGCAUAUUUCAAAAACUCCAACUGUGAUUAAUAAAUAUGUUGGUAUCAUUUCUUCAGAAUUCAAACACGAUGAUGGUACUGAGUUAGAUAAUGCCAAAAGAGUUGUUGAUUUUGCUCAAGAUGUUGGUCGUGAACAAUUGUAUGAUUCACAUAACAAGGAAUGGAAUGAACAGUUCAAAGAGACAAAUAUUUUCAUCCCUUCUGAUGGAUUUUUAACUUUGGCAGCUAGAGCUAGUUUGUAUCAUUUAUUGGCAAAUACAAGAAUUGGAACAAAAGAUUUAACUUCAGCAUUAGGUACUACUGGUUUAUCCUCUGAUAGUUAUGGUGGAAUGGUGUUUUGGGAUACUGAUUUAUGGAUCAUACCUGCUAUUUUACCAUUUGCACCAAAAGUUGCCCAAUCAAUUAGUCAAUAUAGAAAUUAUACUCAUGGUCAGGCUAAGAAAAAUGCUCAGUUGUAUAAUUAUCAAGGUGCUGCAUAUCCUUGGACCUCUGGAAGAUUUGGAAACUGUACAUCGACAGGGCCAUGUGUUGAUUAUGAAUACCAUUUAAAUGUUGAUAUCGCUUUUAGUUCUUGGUUAAUCUAUUUGGCUGGAGCAGAUGAAGAAUAUCUCAGAUAUACUACAUGGCCAUUGUUGAAAGAUGCCUCUGAUUUCCUUUCACAGUAUGUUGUUUAUAAUACCACUUUAGGCCAGUUCGUGUCCCAUAAUUUGACAGAUCCUGAUGAAUAUGCAAAUCAUGUUGAUAAUGGUGCUUUCACAAACGCUGGUAUUGAUUCAUUAUUGAAAUGGACAUUGAUGGUUGCAACGCAUUUAGGUGAGGAAAUCAAUCCAAGAUGGGUUGAAGUUGAUAAUAAUAUCCAUAUGCCAAUGUCAGAGAGUGGCAUCACGCUAGAAUAUUCUGAAAUGAAUGCAUCAGUCUCGAUAAAGCAAGCUGAUGUGGUUUUAUUGACUUUUCCAUUGGACUUUAAUGAUUUUCAUAGCUAUGAACAAGGUGAAAGAGAUCUAUACUGGUACUCUUUGAAACAAGCAGAUGUUGGACCUGCUAUGACGUUCCCCAUUUUCACCAUAGCUGCAGCUAAAUUGUUAAACCAUGGUUGUUCUGUUCAUAGUUAUUUGCAAAAAUCAGUUUUACCAUAUAUAAGAGCACCAUUUGCACAAUUCAGUGAACAAGCUGAUGAUAAUGUUUUAACUAAUGGUGGUACACAUCCAGCAUUCCCAUUUUUAACUGCUCAUGGUGGUUAUUUACAAGCUCUAGUUUAUGGUAUUCAUGGGUUAAGAUUUUCUGCAAGAGUUAAUGCUGAGGGGAAGAUAGAGAAAUUUUUAGUCUUUGAUCCUAUUGCAAUUAGUGGUUUACCUGGAGGUAUGAAGAUCAGUGGGUUUAAGUAUUUAAAUCAACUUUUGGAUGUGAUUGUCACUGAUAUUGAAGGCAUAAUUGUUCAUAAAGGUGAGAAUCCUAUUAGUGUUGAAGUUCGUGCUAGAAAUUCUAAAGCUGGUAACUAUACUUUGAACCCUGGUGAGAAGUUAAUAGUACCACUGUUUGUUCCUUUGCUGAACAUUGAAGGUUCUCAUGUUGAAUGCAGACCUAUUGCAAAUUUAACUGUUGGAUCGCCAGGUGAUGUUCCAUUAUCUGCUAUUGAUGGUAAUAACUAUACUUAUUGGCAACCAUUAGAUAGAGGACCAGCAAAGUUGUUGAUCGAUCUUGGAAUGGCACAAAAAAUCACAAAAGGUUUAGUUAUAUGGGGUUCAAGACCUGCAAAGUUUUUGUCAGUUUAUGGUACAGAUGAGAUUUCCAUGAAUUUUGAACAAGCUUUACAAAACAUUGAUCGCAUUAGAUUUGACAAAUUAGUUGAUAACUUACAAAUAGAGAUAAGUCAACCGUUUGAAGAAAGAUUCUUGACAGAUGUUCAAUUGUUGCCAAAUAACAUUACUGAAUUUGAGAUCCCAUCACCUUCAAUCUUCACGAGGUUCGUUAUAGUGGAGAUUACAGAUGCAAUAGAUGAAUCGGAAGCUGAAGGUGCAACGCUAAAUGAGAUUGCACUUUUCUAGACAAUGAAUAAAUGAACAGUUUAUAUGUAUUUUUUCAAAGUUUUUGUAGUUGGCCAUGUUUCAUGCACUUUUAACGUCAAAAUAAGCACUGUUCCUGA